Messenger RNA from Thlaspi arvense, 1536 nucleotides. The record is from the annotation of a GenBank genome assembly. Lineage: Eukaryota; Viridiplantae; Streptophyta; Magnoliopsida; Brassicales; Brassicaceae.
AUGAGGGCUGGUCUUUUUCUACAAUCAACUGAAAAUGGAAUCAGCUUCACGUCCCUUGAAAAUUUGCUUCUAUCCCUUCUUCGCGCCGGGCCACAUGGACCCGCUCUUCGAAGUGGCUCGACUCUUCGCUGUCCGCGGCGAGCACGUCACAUUCAUCACCACCCCAGCCAACGCCGCCAUGCUCAGGAAACCGUCGACAAGGAUGUCGCCGCCGGCCGCCACGUAGCCUCCACAUCAUCCCCUUUCCCUCCAAGGAAGUCGGCCUCCCCGAAGGCAUCGAGAACAUCAUCCAUGGCUAAGACCUGGACACCGCCGGCAAGAUUCACAAGGGCACGAAUCUCCUCCAACAACAGAUCGAGCAAUUCCUGGAUGAGUGCCCCCCAGACUGUAUCAUCUCCGACAUGCACCACCCGUGGACCACCGAUGCUGCUGCCCGCCUCCGCAUCCCCCGACUCGUCUUCCAUGGCACGUCCAUGUUCGCCCGCUGUCUCGACGAAGCAGUGCGCCGUCCCGACUCGCCACAUCGCAUGGCCAAGUCCGACUACGAGCCGUUUUGUCAUCCCGGGACUGCCCGAUCCCAUCACCAUGAUGCGGUCUCAGCUCCCGGACCACAUUCUCAAGCCAAACAGACCUCAACCAAAAGCUAUUAUCACUCCCGUGAGAGUAGUCGUGACCCACUGUUCCAACAGGUACACCCAAUUGGUUGAGCAGUGGCGGGACGCCGAAUUGAGGAGCUACGGCGUCGUGUCUUCAAUCUUGGCCCUGUGGGGCUUAUUCAGCAGAAACAGAGGAGAGAAGGGGCAGAGGGCACACAAGGCGGUGAUCGGAGAUGAGGAGUGCCUCGCUUUUCUAAAAUCCAAAACACCUAGUUCAGUCCUCUAUAUUUGCUUCGGAAGUGCGUGCAUAUUCCCGGAUAAUCAGCUAAUGGAGAUAGCGUGUGGGCUAGAAGCAUCGGGCCAUAACUUCAUAUGGGUUGUGUUCGGCAAAGACGAUGAAAAAGAAGGAGAGAAAGAGAAGUGGCUGCCAAAGGGGGAGGGGGAUGAUAAUAAGGGGAUGGGCCCCACAGUUGUUAAUUUGGACCAUCCCUCAGUGGGUGGGUUCUUGACUCAUUGCGGUUGGAACUCGGUGAUCGAGGGGGCCACCGCGGGUUUGCCCAUGAUCACGUGGCCUUUGUACGCCGAACACUUCUACAACGAGAGGCUGGUGAUCCAGGUAUUGGGAAUAGGGGUGGGGUUGGGGAAGAAACAGUGGAGUCAGUGGGUGUGGGACUUCCCCGAGAAUGAGGUGGUGGGGCGGCUAACCAUAGAGGACACAGUGAGGAGGGUGAUGGAUGCCGAAGAUCCAGCUGCAAAGAUGAUAAGAGAGAAGGCAAGAGCGUUGGGAAAGAAGGCACAUGAAGCCAUGGAAGAAGGUGGGUCUUCUUAUCAGAAUUUGACGGUUCUGAUUCAAGAACUGAAAGAUCUAAGAGAAAGAGAGGCUGAUGAUAGAAGAAAGGGGAUUAGAAGAAAUGUUGAAGGUGCAAUAUGCAGAACAUAA